UGGACGCGGCGGUGCAACUUCGAAGUUCGCCUCUAACUUCGUUUCCAAGUUCCGGAGUGCGACAGCGGCCACCCUCUGAUUUUUCCAGACAGCUGCUGCUCCGUGAAAAGGUGCAUGUCACGUCUUAGCGUUGUUGCCCCACGUACUGAAUUAUUGUUAACUAAUUGAAGUUUGACGGAGUUUAAGAAAACUUUUCCGAGAAGAGACGUGGCAUGGCCGUUGCGAUCCUCUACGUUGCGCUCAUUCUGCCAGCUACCUUGCUACCGACGCUGGUAAUGAGCGAACUGGCGACCAACGCACCGUCGUGGGACGGCGUUUGGAACAACACCACGACGGCUGUGGCACCACCACCGGGGCCGAACCACACUUACCAGGACCCGACGUAUUACUCAGUCAACUACCGCAUCAUCGGCACCAUCUUCCAAGGCAUCAUAUUCAGCGUGGGCGUCUUGGGCAACAUUAUGGUGGUCAUCGUGGUGAUGCGCACGCGGAGCAUGCACACGCCCACGAACUGCUAUUUGGUCAGCCUGUCCGUGGCCGACUUCAUGGUCCUGGUCGCAUCGGUGCCGAACGAGAUCAUCUCCUACUACGUGCUAGGCGACGAGUGGAUCUGGGGGCGCGCCGGGUGCGCGCUCUUCAUCUUUCUCCAGUACCUGGGCAUCAAUGCGUCCUCUCUGUCCAUUACGGCCUUCACCGUGGAACGUUACAUCGCCAUCUGCUUACCCAUGAAGGCACAAACCAUGUGCACGGUCAAACGGGCCAAAAAGAUAAUACUGGGCGUGUGGCUGUUUGCCUGCUCCUACUGCUCCCCUUGGCUGGCCUUGACCACAACCACAGCCGUAUAUUACAAGGGACACGACAACAUAGAGACUUGCACGUUCGCGCUGUCCAGACACCACUAUCGCAGCUACUUCUUCGCUGACAUCAUACUGUUCUACGUCGUGCCGCUGCUUCUCUCGUGCGUCCUCUACGGACUCAUGGCCCGCGUCCUUUUCCAGUCCAACUUCAAUUCCAAGGCGAACGGCACCACGGACUCCAAGAAGAGCUCGAGUAACAGUAGCUCUAGGGUCCAGGUGGUAAAGAUGCUGUUCGUGGUGGUGGCCGUGUUUGCGACUCUCUGGCUGCCAUACCGGGUGCUCUUGGUUUACAACUCGUUCGCCGAGAAACGCUACAUGGAGCUGUGGUACCUCAUGUUCUGCAAGACCAUGAUAUUCAUCAACAGCGCCAUUAACCCAAUCCUGUACAACGCCAUGUCCAUCAAGUUUCGGCGCGCCUUCAAGCGCAUGCUCAGCUGUGGCGCCGCCCGCGGCUCUCGAGACAGCCGCGGCGGCACCGAACGCACCGUGGCAGGAACCUACUCGAGCGUCGUGGGAGGUGGCUCAGUGCGCCUCAAUCGCAGCACUUUCGUCGCUCCAGCUGGCAAGGGCAGCACAAGCAAGAACGCGCUGGUCGACACCAGUCACCAGCUGGUGUAAAAGGCGUGGGCGUGGUCUGGCAAUAGCCGCUGCGUCAGCUUCUCAGAGACGCACAGCAGCCGCCGUUGGCCUGUGCUUCAUUUUGAGCUCUUGCCCGAUUGUGUUGGCUGCACGUUGAUUGCAGGCCCCACAAAAGCCAUUCCAGCAUACACCACUGAAUAUAAUCAGGACAGCGACCGAGGAUGGAUUAACUACUCAGUCAUUUCCAGACGAAAUAGUUGGGGCGACGCAAGGAACCGGGAAACAAGGCUCCGUGCUUCUCCAGCACAAGUGUAACGUGUGUUUGUGUGCGCGCGAGUGUCUGGCUACCGACCCAGCUCCAGAACAACAGGUAGUUUGAGCUUUAAGGAUUGUGUUCACACAGGACCUAACAUUCGUACGUUGCUGUUGAUGCGCAGGGAUCAGGAAGAUCAUUUACUUUGCUGCGCAUUGUUUCUUGGAAACAUUAUGGAGAGCAUUCAUGAAACAGGGAAUGUGAUUAUAAGCUACACGGUGCAAAGCGCGCCUAAGGAGCGCAGAAUUAUGUAAGUGAACUUUUAGCUAUGUAUUUAGCUUCAUUGUUUGCUUCUCCUGCGACAUCAAACGCUUCAUGUACUCAAUACCCACCGUGGGCGCCUAGUACGACCAACAAGCAUUGCGUCGUGAGUGUCACCUGCUGCACCAUGUCGCACUGAUCCCCUCACCCUCAUUCAAACCCCAAUGUUAAAGAAAGCGCUCGGCACAUGUACAGAAAUGAAGUUACUGCGAAGAGGCAGACAGACAGACAGAGAGAGAGAGGAAGAAGGGGCAUGUAGGCUGAUAGAAUGUGGUACGCUUAGCCCCGUAUAUGUCGUGCAGCAGGAGUCUGCAAAAUUUUUUUAUAUAUCAUUCUAUACAAUCACCAGAUAGUAGCACUGGCACAUGGUCGUACAUGGGCCAGCGACGUGAUAUCUGUAGCUGUCCCCGGUUAGAAUGGCCGACAGGCACAACAAUAUGUGCUUGAGUUUCCGUGUCUUCGAAACACCCUUCCCAAGUCAUCCUUCCGAGUUGCAGAUCCCCAAUGUGGACGCCACCAGUGCUUCAGCUCUGCAAGCGAUGACAUUGCUCAGAAUUUGCCUCAAAAACUGUGUGUCCUGCACAGACUUAUCUGUCGGAUGCGUCAAAUUGUGGGUGCAUAUUUGUCGCGAGUAGCCACUCCUGCUCACCCUCAUUUUAUUUUUGUGCGUUGAAGUAUAACGCCGCUUGUGUGCAGUAUAUGACAGCUACUUGCGCGCACGCUGCUCAAGAUGCAGGAAAUCACUAAGGGAACUGCUUGUUAAUCGCUUCCCGUCAUUUUAUUCUCCCAGGUAUCACGCACUGGAUGUUUCUUAGAUAGUUGUCUAUUCACUGUAAGAUGUGUGUGUAUCAUUAACCAUAUUAAAAACAUGUUUAGCGCAGCGAUUUACGUGGAUUUGCUAAAACUUCACAUUACUGUGGCUGUUACAAUAUCUUGUCAUUUUGAAGCAAAACAAAAAAUGCAACGUCCACUUGCGUUAGAAUUUCAGUCACUUACUUCUGCGUGACUAUCUAUGUUUUACCAGGGACAGCAACCCGAAUCCUGCUAAAGGAUAUGCCAAAAGGUAAAAAAAAAUUGUAUCUGGUAUUCACGCCACAAAUGUUAUGCGCGGUUUUGAAUACAGCAUGCUCCUAUGGCACCAAAACAGUGGCCACCCCACAUGAAAAAGUUCUCAGCAAUCUUGAAUGACAGGGUAAAUGAGAAUGUCCAACCUUGAGUUUAAUUGCAGCGCUCCGAAAUGUAUUCAUCUAUUUCUUUUAUUUUAAACGUUUCUCGUUUCGUGUAGAUAGGAUGCUUCACAUGAGUGCAUGGAAUAACUUGCUGGAGUGCGCAGAUAUUUUCUACAUGUAUCCCGUCACGUUUGUGAGCUGCUACGUGUUUCCAAAGGUCAGUGCUCUGUGAAAGAUAUCAGUGGCAUUGUUGAACCACUCUGUCAACUUGUUAUGUGCUUUUGAACCUAUUCUUGGUGUUGUGGCGAUGAUGAAUUGAUGAUGUAGAGGAUACCUUCACUGACACACUGACAAUGACACACGCUUCUGAGAGAUAUUGUUGCCAUCAGGUGGCAUAUUUACAACUGAAGAAGAGCUCGUGACAGCGCUCACUAGUAGUUUUUGCCAUGUAUUUGCGUCUUGCAUGUAGGUGCUUCGUAAUCUCUUCCUGUGUGAGAGUUAAGUAUAUAGGUGUAUACACACACACACACACGCACACACCACACACACACACACACAUAUAUAUAUACAUAUACAUAUAUUUACAUAAUAUAACCUGCUGUUGUACCCUAUGUAUAUAUCGAACACUUACACAUACGCGCAUUGUAUGGUGCAAAAAUAGAAUAAGCAAGCUUUAGACAGCCGUUCGAUUUUCUCUCCGAGAUAAAUAUAAAAAGAAGAUUCAACGACUCUGCAACUUUAGCAAAGACAAUUAUUCUAUAUAGCUACAUAAGUACAUGCGUUUGUUUUAGAAAGUGUUCAACGACACAAAGCAAAAUUUGUGUAUAGGGUAACGUUCUGUCUCUAGAUAUAACCUUAUCGAUCUAUAUCGAGCAGUGUAGGAGGAAUUAUGGCAGUAUUUGAUUAUCCCAGUAAAUAUAAAAAGCAGGGGUUCUUUUUUUAUCGUUAGGAAACUUGUUGCCCUACAUAUCUCUUCCCGUAUAAAGAACCUCCCAUAGGCUGGACACAGUCUUUUCUAAUGACUACCAUUCAAAACAUCCGACAUUUUUUCCAGAGAAAAAAGCAUUGAUCCUAAUAACUGACAGCGUAAUUGUCUACGCGCCAGAUGUUUUCAAGAUUGUAGUGUUUCAAGAACACAAACGUACCUGUUAUCUUCCAAAUGCGUGGAAGUACACCUUCAAAUGCAACUGCUUAUCAAACUUAGUCACUGAUAUAUUUUGUAAUUCUGAAUAUUUAUAUGUCUAGCAGGCACCGACAAAAAAUGUUCCAACAACAUUAACUUCGUAAGUAUGAAAUUCACCAGCGGAGCUUGCAGUAGAGCGCAAUCAAAGCAAUCUGACACAGCUGUGCACGGCUAUCGUCAUUAACUGUUUUGCUACAUGUCGCAAAUUACCAUGUAAGACGUAACAGGACUUGUUAUUACUUGUCGUGUACCGCAUGUCGUGUUUUAGUGAAAUGUGUUUCCCUGAAAGAACCAAUUUGUCAUAUCUGUCCACUGUCUUUGCAAAAUGGCUUUUCCUUCAAAUUGUUGUCUGCGACUUUCUAAUGACGCUUAUGGUAUAAAUGUCGCACCUCAGGAGAGCAAAACUUUAUUCAAUAAUUGUUGAAUAACGGGCGGCUUCCUAAAGUGUAAAAUAUGCUUAUGGCUGCGACGGAAAUGCGCCACAGUAAAGCAUCGAUGAACUUUCAGAACAUUCGUUUCUGCCGUCAGGGUCCGCAUUGCUUGAGGUUAACAGUAAUAUAAGUAAACGUUGCACAUAUAUGGGGGGUUAGAAAAUUUUCAAAGUAGAUUUCCUGUUAAUAAAAAUUUUUCUUGUAGUUGUCACUGUUCUUGACAGUGACAUCUGAGAUAAAAUGUUGAAGUUGUAGUUCUUUCUGUGAUGGUACCUUAGUUCGAUAUGAGCUUAGCUCAUUUCGAGAAGCAUAAAACAAAAGCUUGUGUUUUUUUUAUUCUAGAACGUUUUACGUUUAGGCAAACAUUUCAAUAAGAAGUUAGUUAUCUUCGUUAUUGUUAAGAGCAACAAACAGUGCUCGUUGCUGUUCGCAAAAUUGGUUUCGUGCGCAGCUCUAAAAGACCAAGGGAACUCAAAAGCGUGCCGAUUUUAAGAGUACUCUCUAUAAACAGCUGAACCCUUUGGGGCGUAUAUAUUCGCCAAACAACUAUAAUUGCCAUCUGUCUUGCCCGCAUUUCCUUUCUUUAACGCUGCGAGCCCGGUACUUCCAAGUCACGAACGGCAUGCGCGUUAUCAACAUGACAGACACAUUCUCGACAGGAAAGUAACGAGCACUGCAUUUUCAAGAAAGAAAACAAAAGCAUGACAGGUGACUAUUAUUGUGUGGGAAAUAUACACCCCAAAGGGUGCGCCUUUCUUUAGAGCAUAAUAUGGGCUCAAAAGGCUUCAGAUUAAUUCCAAGUGUAUAUUCUAGUGCCAUAAAAGGCCAGUGGCACGUGUUAAGGUUAUUUCGACAAAAAUGCACAAUAAUAUAUACCAGUGAUCGUGAAGUCGGAUGCUUGUUCGUGCAGUAUUUCUUCUCUGAAAAAAGACCAAAUCUAGAUGUCAUUAUGUGCUGCAACACAUGUAUCCAAUAGCAUCUAUAAUAUAGAAGUUUUAACAAGGUUCUUUAAGAAAGUAAAAAGGAUCAUGUAUGAUCAUAAUAAGGACACUUAGUUGUUGAAUAUGGGAGUGAAGGUGAUUUGUGUUUCUUUUAUCCGGGUCAUGCAGAUAAUUGGAGUUAUAAGUCAUUGCUUACAGCCUUUGUAGUGAAAUGACACGUCAAAUCAUUCUAGUCAAGAAGGCGGGAAAAGUGCGUGUAAUGUAAUGUGUAAUAUGUUAACCCUUUAAUGACGGCACAUAUAUAUACACAAGAAGAUGUUUGUUUUGUAUCUAAAUGUGCAAAACACAUGAAAAAUAAGCAUAAUAAGCGAAAAGAAAAAUAUUUUGCGGAGACGUUUUUAGCAAUAGGCCAAAAAGAAACUCAGGCAUAAAAUCAGAAUUUGGCUUCACCCGAGCUACUUCUCGCUUCGUUUGGAUAUUGCACUAACAGCUGUCAUCAUAUGUGAAGAAUAGGUUUACAUUUCAUUUGCUUUACAACACGCUUGUAACACCACUACAAGCGAAGAUUUUGCAGCGGUCUGUCUCCUCUGACCGGGCUUUCAAAAGAGGGCGUUUUGGAGUGACGAACUUCUACCUUGUUCUGUGUUCCUGAUUUAAAGCCACAAAUGAUGAUUGCUGCCUGUCAUUCAGUUCUGGUCGAAGUUUAGCCAGAAACUUUGUACUCAAAUCCUAAAUUCAGCAAGAAAACAAGUUUGCCUGUAGACAACAUUCGUCGAUAAAGGGUUAACAUUAUUCUUUUAAAAAAUCGAGGAGGGCGGGGGUUGUUGCAGUGUUUUGGCUGCAAAGUGAGAAGAGAUAUACCCACUUCGUAACAAAGCUUUAAUCCACGUCACGCGAUCCUUUGUCAUCUAACUGUUGCCAUUUACUGUUUACUGUGUUAUCUGCGCAUGCUAAGUGUCAAUAAAGUGUGUGGUCUGCAAA
Messenger RNA from Dermacentor andersoni, 6715 nucleotides. Its product is annotated as thyrotropin-releasing hormone receptor-like. The record is from RefSeq and is a predicted model, not a curated record. Lineage: Eukaryota; Metazoa; Arthropoda; Arachnida; Ixodida; Ixodidae. Gene Ontology annotation, biological process: G protein-coupled receptor signaling pathway. Gene Ontology annotation, molecular function: thyrotropin-releasing hormone receptor activity. Gene Ontology annotation, cellular component: membrane.